AUGCCACAUCGGUUAGAAUCGGAAUCAUUUUCAAAUUUAACACCUGUGGCGCAUAGUGGACAACAGCGCUCGCAAUCUCGAACUCGCAAUCGUAUGGUUGUUGAACGAACUGAAAUAAGACAAGAUUAUGAUAAAUGUGUCAAUGAUAGUGACAAUAGCAGAGGAGGAGGAGGAGGAUAUAUGCAAGUCGAGGUUUAUCAAUAUGAUUUGGUAUUAAAAUAA
Messenger RNA from Brugia pahangi, 222 nucleotides. The record is from the annotation of a GenBank genome assembly. NCBI's taxonomy places the organism in Eukaryota, Metazoa, Nematoda, Chromadorea, Rhabditida, Onchocercidae.